AUGUUCGGAGAGCUGGUCUGCGGCCCACCCGGAAGUGGCAAAACAACGUACUGCGAGGGAAAACGGCAGUUUCUCAGCGUUUAUGAACCCACACGACCCGUAGUACUGCUGAACCUGGACCCGGCCAAUGAGGAUAUCUUUCCUUACCCUUGCGAUGUCGAUAUACGUGAGGUUGUCUCGCAUGUGCGUGUCAUGGAAACGGAGGAACUUGGACCCAACGGUAGCUACUUGUUUUGUGCCGCUCUCAUGGAGCGUCGCAUCGACUGGAUAAUACAAAAGGUUGAGGAAGCCGUUGACCGCCGUUUGCGUGACGUGGUCAUCACUGGUGGGGGCUCCGUUCACCCCCGCCCUCCAUAUCUGAUUAUCGACUGCCCUGGGCAAGUGGAGUUCUAUUUAGGUUCUCCUGUUAUGCAUACACUUUUCCGUGCACUGCAGAAGCGACUUUGCUGUACUCUCUGCACUGUGCAUCUCGUAGACGCCAGUGUUUCAACACGCGACAUUUCUACUUACGUUUCAAGUUGCUUGCUUAGCAUCACAACGAUGAUUGACCACGAACUGCCGCAUAUUAACGUGUUUAGCAAAUGGGAUACCCUCUCGGUAGAGGACUCCGAGGAAGGAGAGGCUUAUCUUCGCGCCUCAAGCUUUAUGGCAGAGGACUUCGACAGAUUGUGGAAGAAGCAACUUCGGCAACGCCGUCGCAAUCAGCGGCUUGCGAAGUUGUAUCCCACUGGAGCGGAGAAGUUGGAUGCUCGCGACGAACCGAGUGCGGCGGCGAGGGACGACAUGGAGGUGGAGGCUAUUGACCUGGAGAAGGACGGCGGUCACUUGUAUCGCUACAGCAAGGCUGUAAUGGAGGUUGUGGAUGGUUAUGGGUUAAUUGGUUUUUUGCCGCUCGACGUUCAGUCACAGGAUAUGAUGACGCGUCUAACGCAACAGAUAGAUGAUUGCAUCGGCAACUUUCUAUGA
Trypanosoma brucei brucei TREU927 is the source of this 966-nucleotide messenger RNA. RefSeq lists its product as hypothetical. Gene Ontology annotation, cellular component: cytoplasm. The record is from RefSeq and is a predicted model, not a curated record. The transcript has a single exon. NCBI's taxonomy places the organism in Eukaryota, Euglenozoa, Kinetoplastea, Trypanosomatida, Trypanosomatidae. Gene Ontology annotation, molecular function: GTPase activity. Bases 1 to 966 code for a protein of 321 amino acids.